AUGGAAAAGUACCAAGAAGUAUUAGAUAUUCUUGGUGAUGAAAAUCCAUUCCUUGAUAGAGAUUAUAGUUCUGAUAAAAACACAGAAGGGAUCAGUCUUGAAGCAUCCAUUUGUUAUCUACGUGGGGUCGCAUACUCUCAACAGUCUGACCUCGAUAACGCUAAAAAGUGGUUUAAAAAAGCGUUGGAAAUAGAUGUUAAAUGUUUUGAGGCAUUUAAUGAACUAGUCAUAAAUCACAUGAUGACAAGUAAGGAAGAAUGGGAUUUCGUUCAUUCAUUAAAAUUUGAUGAACAAUUAGAAUGUGAGGAGGCCCAUUUUAUCAAAAUGAAUUACAUAUCAAUGCUGAAAAAGUAUGAACACGUAACAGAAAUUCAAGAAGCAAGAUCUGAGUUAGAGGAUAAAUUUCGACUAUCAAACAAUGCAGAUAUAUUAUUAAGCCAUGCAGAUGAAUUAUAUACUCAAUGUCGAUUCAAAGAAUGCCUUGAAGUCACGACUAAAUUGCUUGAACUUGAUAUGAACAACCAAGCGUGUCUUCCUAUUCACAUUGUAUGUCUCCACGAGUUGCGUGAGAAAAACAAAUUAUUCUUGUUUGCUCACGAACUUGUCGAACAUUCUCCGGAUAAAGCUAUCACGUGGUUUAGCGUUGGUUGCUAUAAUUUUCUGAUUGGCCAGAAUGACGAAGCGAGGAGAUAUUUUACCAAGGCAUCUACUAUGGAUUCUCAUUGCGGGCCAGCGUGGGUAGGAUUUGGACAUACUUUUGCCAUAGAAUCAGAGCACGAUCAAGCAAUAACAGCUUAUUCUACAGCAGCAAAAUUAUAUCCAGGUUCACAUCUUCCGACUCUUUUCAUUGGUAUGCAACAUCUUCAAGCCAAAAACCUUCUGUCUGCUGAAGAAUAUCUAUUGACAAGUUCCCAAAUCUGUGAGAGUGAUCCAUUGGUAUUAAACGAGUUGGGUGUGCUUUAUUUUCAAAAGUUCAAGUAUUCUGAAUCAGUCGAAUCCUUUAAGAAGGCACUUACAAGAGCAGAGGAAACAAAAUGUCGACCACAAGUAUGGGAAACAAUAUGGAUUAAUCUUGGCCACGCUUUUAGGCAAUUAGGCGAGCUGGAUAUUGCUGAAUCAUAUUUCCAAAAAGUAGUCUCUAUGUCACCGCCAAAUUCGGAUGCAUUAACUGCAUUAGGAUACAUUUAUCAUGUGAAAGAAGAGUUUGAAGAGGCUAUCAUGUAUUAUCAUGAGGCAUUGGGUAUAUGUCCUUAUGAUCCGAUAACACAUGAUCUUUUGAGUGCGUGCCUUAAAGAAAUGGUCCAUUGUUGA
This is a messenger RNA of Dentiscutata erythropus, 1311 nucleotides long. Lineage: Eukaryota; Fungi; Glomeromycota; Glomeromycetes; Diversisporales; Gigasporaceae. The record is from the annotation of a GenBank genome assembly.